AUGACAAUUGUGUCGCUGGUCUUUGCAGAUGAGGAAAGGGUUAACCCUGAAGAUGACCCUUUCACCUUUGACUAUCACCAGUUACGUGUUGGGGGUCUGAUUCUUGCUGCUGUGCUUUGUCUCAUUGGCAUCACCAUUCUGUUCAGUGGCCACUGCAGGUGCAAGUUCCACCAGAAAAAGAGAAGGAGGACGGGAAGCAAUGCACAACAGAUGCUCAAUGACCAAGGUCGUGCUUGCUGA
Messenger RNA from Knipowitschia caucasica, 240 nucleotides. The record is from the annotation of a GenBank genome assembly. Lineage: Eukaryota; Metazoa; Chordata; Actinopteri; Gobiiformes; Gobiidae.